Molecule: messenger RNA, 333 nt
Organism: Dovyalis caffra
Lineage: Eukaryota; Viridiplantae; Streptophyta; Magnoliopsida; Malpighiales; Salicaceae
Source: the annotation of a GenBank genome assembly
AUGGCGUACCAUCGAAUUGUUUCACAAGUAGAUAAACUCGCAAUUCAUGAAGACAAUCCACAUGCUUCUUGGAUGGAUCAUAAUUGGCCGGUAGGAUCCGGUUCGUCAUUUCACAUAGAUCCUAAUUCUACAUUUACUUGGAAUGCGGUGGUAAAUGGGUCUAAGAAGUGGGUUUUGUUCCCGCCUAAUGUGAUACCUCCUAGUGUACAUCCGAGCCCGGAUGGUGUAGAGGUGGCAUGCCCUGUUUUCAUAAUUGAAUGGUUCAUGAACUUUUAUGGUGUAACAAAGAACUGGAAAAAGAGACCUAUCGAGUGCAUUUGUAAAGUUUGGUGA